This is a messenger RNA of Microthlaspi erraticum, 1953 nucleotides long. The record is from the annotation of a GenBank genome assembly. NCBI's taxonomy places the organism in Eukaryota, Viridiplantae, Streptophyta, Magnoliopsida, Brassicales, Brassicaceae.
AUGGAAGAAGAAGACCUUGAUGGUUGGAAUGCGGAGUUUCUGGAAGAGGCACUGUCCGGCUUUACUCAGCGACCUGAGCCGGUUUCAGCUCCGGCGCCGUCGAUGACAACGAUUUCACCGCCUUUACCUCACGCCGUGCAGUUACAAUCAGCAGGACAUCGGAAACAAAUCCCAUUCCAUGAUCCUUCGGGCUUUUCUCCACCGAGAGUACUCUCGCAAAGAGUAAGCGUCUACAAUGACGCGUCAGUGGAUUACUCUGGCUCUUCGGUGGCUGCUGCUAGAACGAACUCUUCGACUCGUCGCUAUGAUAGCGAGAAAGAUCUCGAAAUUGAUCGGCUAAAGAAGGAGCUGGAACGUGCCUCGAAGAAGUUGCUGGAUAUGGAACAAGAAUGUUCUAAGCUUAAAAAGGGGAAAAGCAAAAGCAAAGAAACACAAACCAAAAACUCACAUACUGAGAUGAAAGGGCAAGGUGCUACUACAGUUCAUGCUUCUAAAAGAACAAACUUGGAACCAGAUGUUGCAACAACUUCACUGAAUGAUCGAGAAACCAAUUCUACAACAGGGGUGGGUGAUAAAAGAAGUUUCAAGACCACUGGUGUGCAGGCGGAUAUGGACAAUCAUGCUGACCUCUCAAAGAAACUGCAAGAUAUCUGGGGAGCCUCGAAUUAUCAGGAUCCAAGGAAAAAUCUCAUCUCAGAGCUACUAUUGGCUUGUUCAACAGAUCUCCAGAUUCUUUACAGUUUUAUGAAAACCAAUGGGCCUCCCCAAGGAAAAGACAGACAGGGAGCCAAAACCUUGUCGAAUAUGCAAUCUUCUGAAGCAUUAGAAUCUGAAAAAGUGCAUCAACUGCAUUCUGCUGUAACAAAGAUCAGCUAUGGUUUUGUAGAUUUGAAGACCUUGUUUGAGCCACUACUUGAUCUUUGUAAAGCGGAAAAUGCAGUUCUUGUUGAUAGAUCUCUUCGUGUGCUACAUGUGCUGUUGGAACACAUAUGUGGUUUUGAGAAGAAAUUUGAAGCCAGCGGAAAAUUAGAUGCAGAGUCAAGCAGGAGGAGUCAAGGAGAUACUGAUAAGGCUCUGCCAAGUUGGGAUCCAAACUGGCAUUCUCUGUUUGAAUUGAUGAAUCAAAUCGCUAGUAAAAGAACCGAAGAGAAUGUGAAACUGGAAGCAGUGUCGAUAAUGAACAUUGUUGUGAUGAGAACUGAUGCUUAUACCAUGAGAGAAAAUUUUGUCUCAAAGGAAGUGUUUGAGAGCAUUGCAUUACUUUUGAAAAAGGAAGCUGGCUUACGUGUGCGGAGAGAAGCUAUUCAUCUUUUCUACUUGCUGCUCAACUGCCCUAAAGUACUAGCUAGCUUUGAUUCUUCUCUUCACGAUGAAAAGAAGUCAUCAGAUUCUGGAAACCACAGUGAAGGAAAUCUCUUUGCUUUGGAAGCAUUUGGUUUGAUAUUUGAAGGUCUAGCAGAUUGUCUGACUUUUCCAAGAAAGACAUCAGAGGAUCUGGAGCUCUGUCGAAAUGUGAUAAAGAUCUUGGCUUUAGCAGCUUCUUCAGGAAACUCUGGCUAUGAGCUACUCUCGAAUCACAAACUACCUCAAGACGCCAACUAUUUAAUGUUGAUUCUUCAUAUUUUAGCAGCAGAAUUAGAGUCAGAAUCAACCGAGGCUCAUCCAAACGAUGAGAUCUUCAAAGCAAGGACGCUACUGAUGAGAGAGAUAUUGAUAUUACUAAACAGACUAGUCUCUGGCUCUUCAAGCUCUUCAACGAUUCUAAGGGAGUUAACAAAGAGCAGAGACAUGGCGAGCCUAACAGUUGAUGCAGCGACCAGGUUAUCACGUAAGAAAAGCUUGAUUGGAGAACCGGAAAGCAGUGUUCAGAGAAUGAGGGAAACGGAGAUCUUGGAUCUAGCACGCAUUUUCAAGAGACGUGUUUUCGCCUUCUUAGGUGAUGGUACUUCAUAG